AUGUCAUCCCAUUUGAAAUUGGGUUUUGGGUUAUGGUUAUGGUUAUGGUUCUGGGUUUUGAGCUCAAUUUGUUUUACUGUCCAAUCGAAGUGUUCUAAAGGUUGUGAUUUGGCUUUAGGCUCAUACUAUGUUUGGCUAGAAUCAAACUUGACCUUCAUAGAGGAAGUGUUAAGUGCUCCAAUCCCCGAUAUUCUCAGUUACAACCCACGAAUCCCAAACAAAGACAGCGUCCAAUCCGACAUCAGAAUUAACAUACCCUUUUCCUGCGACUGUAUCGCCGGUGAAUUCUUGGGACAUGUGUUUACGUACAACGUUCGUUCCGGCGAUACCUACGACAGGGUUGCGCAGACAUACUACGCGAACUUGACGACGCCGGAGUGGGUGAGGAGGUUUAACAGUUACGCGCCGGAACGAAUUCCAGAUACUAAUGCCAGACUUAAUGUGACAGUGAAUUGUUCGUGUGGGAAUAGUAGGGUUUCGAAGGAUUAUGGGUUGUUUGUGACGUACCCUUUGAGGCCUAACGAGAGUUUGGAUUCGGUUGCCGCGCAGGAGAAUCUCACUGCCGAUUUGAUACAGAGAUAUAAUCCGGAUUCGGACUUUAGUGCCGGGAGUGGCCUGAUUUACAUCCCAGGCAAAGAUAGAAAUGGAAGCUAUCCACCCUUUAAAACCAGCACAGGAUUAUCACCUGGGGCCAUAGCUGGAGUUUCUGUAGCAGGAAUAGCAGGAUUGCUGUUAUUUGGAGGCUGCUUAUAUGUUGGAUUUUACAGGAAUAAGAAGCUACAAAAGACUGUAAUGCUCUCAAGAACAUCUGAAGAUCAACCUCUUCAAGCUGCUCCUGCUUCUGGAGGUCCUGUGGUCAAAGCUGCAGAAUCCCCUGGACUUGCUGGUGCUUCUCCUGGCCUCACUGGCAUAACUGUUGACAAAUCAGUGGAGUUCUCAUAUGAAGAGCUUGCAAAGGCUACCAAUGACUUCAGCAUUGCUAAUAAGAUUGGUCAAGGUGGCUUUGGCUCUGUUUACUAUGCUGAGCUCAGAGGCGAGAAAGCUGCAAUUAAGAAGAUGGAUAUGCAAGCAACAAGAGAAUUUCUAGCUGAAUUAAAGGUUUUGACACAUGUUCAUCACCUGAACCUGGUGCGCUUGAUUGGGUAUUGCACUGAGGGUUCUCUUUUCGUGGUCUAUGAAUACAUUGAAAAUGGCAACUUAAGUCAACAUUUGCAUGGGUCAGGGAUGGACCCGCUGCCAUGGCCAACUAGAGUGCAAAUUGCCCUGGAUUCAGCAAGAGGUCUUGAAUAUAUCCAUGAGCACACUGUUCCUGCCUAUAUCCACCGUGAUAUUAAAUCAGCAAAUAUUCUGAUAGAUAAAAAUUUCCACGGGAAGGUUGCAGAUUUUGGUUUAACAAAGCUCACUGAAGUUGGAAGCACUGCUCUGCCCACACGUCUUGUGGGUACAUUUGGAUAUAUGCCACCAGAAUAUGCUCAAUAUGGUGAAGUUUCUCCUAAAAUAGAUGUCUAUGCUUUUGGGGUUGUGCUUUACGAACUAAUAUCUGCCAAGGAAGCCAUUGUCAAGGCAAAUGGUUCUGUUGCUGAAUCGAAGGGCCUAGUUGCUUUGUUUGAGGAAGUUUUUAGUCAUCCGGAUGCAGGAAAAGACCUUUGCAAACUGGUUGACCCAAGGCUUGGGGAUAACUACCCCCUCGACUCAGUGCGCAAGAUGGCUCAGCUAGCCAAAGCUUGCACACACGAAAAUCCUCAGCUACGGCCAAGCAUGAGAUCCCUUGUGGUUGUGCUGAUGACUCUCUCAUCCACUACAGAGGAUUGGGAUGUUCGCUCCUUCUAUGAAAACGAAGCGCUAACGAAUCUAAUGUCCGGAAGGUAG
Molecule: messenger RNA, 1869 nt
Organism: Ilex paraguariensis (yerba mate)
Lineage: Eukaryota; Viridiplantae; Streptophyta; Magnoliopsida; Aquifoliales; Aquifoliaceae
Source: the annotation of a GenBank genome assembly